AGCCGUCGCUGGUGAUAAUGUGUACUUACUUGCUUCAUUCCGUGAGCUUUAGUAAAACUCGGGAGAUUACCCUCCUUGUAGACCUCCAUGAUCAUAGAUAAAACGAUUGUUUAUACGAAUUUCGACAUUUUAUCUCGGUUUUGUAUGUACAUCCAAUCCAUCAAUAAAUAUUUAGUGCGAGUCUCAUUGUUUAUUAUUCAUAAUAACAGUAUAUAAGUAUUAUAUACCUAUAAUAGUAAAAUCUAUCCAUUUAUGAUAGACAAUUCAGUGAAGUGAGUUUUUAUUACAUGUAGAUUAUCAAUCUACGCCCAUACACUUAGUCUUGUUCCAGUGACGCCUGAGUAUUUUUCAUACUUCUAUUCCUGUGCGAACACCUACAUUCAUCAACAAUACUUUACGAACUCAAUUCAUUAUGAUAUGAUGAUAUACUAAUUGUGACGAAUACCACUUUUUAGGCAUAAAUAUAUCUCAACGGACAAUUUAUUUGAAAAUAUUAUAUUAUGUUUACAUUACAAUAUUAUAUUUCUACAGAUAUAGGUAUAUAGUAAAUGUGUCAUUUUUAUUUGUACUUGUGAAUCAUCUUAAAUUUCAAUUUUUUUCAUACAAUUUUUUAAAUUUAUUAAUCAAGUUUGUAAUCGGUGAAUGAUCAAUUUUAAACAGUGACUGAUUUAACUCGAUUCAACUGAUUUUGGUUGUCUAAAUACACGUAUAAUGUUUGACUAGAGUUUACCCAUUUGCUCUCAUUUAAAAUGAAUAUAUAAUCAUCUUUAAUACGUGAUUCAGAAUGUCAGGACAAAGUGGAGGACGACUGAAACUCUCAAAGUUAAAUGGCCAACUUACUUGUAAAUUGUGUCGAGGAUAUUUUAUCGAUGCAACAACAAUCAUUGAAUGUCUACAUUCAUUUUGUCGAAGUUGCAUUGUCAAAUACUUGAACACCAACAAAUAUUGCCCAAUAUGUGAAGUUCAAGUUCAUAAAAGCAAGCCGCUUCUCAAUAUUCGACCUGAUCAUACUUUACAAGAUAUAGUAUAUAAGUUGGUUCCUGGAUGCUACCAGAACGAAAUGCGAUGUCGCCGAGAAUUCUACAAAAAAAACCCAGAUGCUCAGCGAGCUAAUAUGCCUCCAGAAGCUCGAGGAGAACCAAUUGAAUCACACAUAUAUUCCCCAGAUGAAUCUUUAAGCCUUUCUCUAGAGUAUUAUAAGCCGGCUUUAAAUGAAAGCCCUAUUUCUUGUACAGAAAGUGAAGACGAGAAAACAGAAUCACCUUUGACAAACAAAGAACAAAGUUUACCUCGACGAUAUCUUCGAUGUCCAGCAGCUGUAACGGUUUUUCAUUUGCAAAAAUUGAUCAGAGCAAAAUAUGGACUCAGCAACGUUCACCGAGUCGAUAUUAUGUACAAAGAAGAACCACUGUAUGAAAACUAUACUCUCAUGGACGUAAUGUACAUUUAUCAUUGGAGGCGAAAAGUUCCACUGCAUCUUAGCUAUAGGAUUUUUGAAUUUGCAUCGAAACGUUUAAAACUUUCUGAUGAUAAUGAAGACUUUAAACAAUCGUUAUCGAAUGCAGGCAUAAGCUCUUUACAUUUCAACAGAGUGCAACAUGGAGAUGCAUUAAAAAAAGAAUGGAAAGAAGUCCAGUUAAAAAUAUCUGAAACCGGUGUAAUGAGUGUCACAGGAAUUACAAGCCCUGACUCUAAGAAAAAUGAAAAAAAGGAAAGUUUUGAGGAAGAUCAACGACAGCUUGAUAAAAGUGUUGACAUAGCUAAUGCAUCAAAAACAGAAAAUAAAGGAAAAACUUACAAAGAAACUUCCAGUACAUGUACCGGAAUUACCGAAUUGCAAAAAAUAUCCACUGAUUCACAAUCUGGGAAACAUAAAUUGUAUUCUAAGGCUAAUGCAUGCAACAUAAGAAUUGAAAAGAAUAUAUCCACAAAAGUUCUACAAAACAAUCAUGAAAGUGUUUCCGGAGAUAACUUUGAUCCAGGCAAUAAUGAAACAUCAUCAGAAAGCUCCGCUGCCAUAAAAAAAAAUGAAUUAAUUUCAAAAAGUUAUAAAGAAUCACAACACAAAACAUCGAGUGGAAGCACAACGAAUAAUAAUAGUACAAAUCAAGCUAGUGGUUCUAAAAUUGAUGCAUUAAGUGCGAAACUUCAAUUUCAUCCAAAAGUUGGUCAAGUUAAUAAUACAUACUCAAAAAGAGGCCAAAAAGAAAGGAAAACAAUUCUUGAAAAAGUUCUUAAAAAUACAGAGACUAAAAAAAAUAUAAAAGAUAAAUCAAAUCGAACCAGCGGAGGUGGAAUCAUUGCGAACUUAUCAAAUAAAUCGCAAGUAAACACAUCACAAACCACAUCAAAUGCUUUUUGUAGUCUAUCAUCUGUACCGUCAGUUUCAAUUUCCAUUACAUCUCGCAGAAAUGCGUCCCCAGAUCGUGUUAGGGAUUCAUCUGGAUCAGCCACAGGACUUGGGUCUGCUCGCAUUGACAAUUCCGAAAGUUCCCAUCAACGCCAUCAACGACUGAACAAUAUUUCUACUGAUAAUGAAAACCUUGUCAGCAUUGGACUUAAUGUUUCGACUGCUUUAAGCCCGUCAAAUUCCUCAAAUUAUGCUUACACUGUUCAGGACUUCGUUAAUAACGCAAUGCGAAAGAGUACUCCAAUAAGCAUUUACACGAUUCCGACUUUUACGACUGUAAAAACUCCCAUUUCCAAUUUAUCAAACAACAACUAUAGUAUUAGCAAUGAUAUCACCAAUAAUAAUAAUAACAAUAAUACUACUAAUGAGGAGUUGUGCGCUACCCCACCUUUAGGUACAGGAAAAUUAAAUAAUUCUCAGUUAAAUUCAGAAACAACAGGAUGUAAUUCAGUAGUUCCACCAUGCCCAGACGCGAUCCCAAUUUCUUUAAUGAAGCCAACUGUUAGAAAAACUGAAAUUAUCGCCAAAGGAACUAAUUUGAACGAAAUUUGUGCUAAAAUUGGAACUUCAGGAUCAAAAAUAAAUGACAUAUGUGCUAAAAUAGGAGAAACUUCAAAAGAAAGAGAUAAAAAUAAAUUAGAGAUUAAAACAAGACCUGAAAUUCCAGAUCUUCUGAAAAUAUCAAAAAAGACUAUGAAUCCAAAUAAUGAUUCUUUUAUUUCUAUGAAUAUUCCUAAUGUACCAUGUUACACACCCAGUAAUACUUCAAUUUUCGGGCCAACCGAUUCAAAAGCUAAUAAAUCGAUAUAUACAUCGUCCGGCCAACCAACAACAAGCUCACUUUCAAUAACAUCACAACCCGUGUCGAAUAUUAUCUUCAAAGGAGGAAUCUCUGCUGUUAAAAAACUAUCGCAAUACAAAACCCUUCGAGACCCUCCGAAAACAUGGAAUCCUACGUUAUCGAAAAAUAGUUACGUAGCGUCAAAAAAUCAAGCAAAAGAAUUGCACCAAAGCCAAGGUUUUGUGUCGGGGUUCGAAAGUGGUAGUGGAAAUAAAAGUGGUGGAAAUGGAAAUUCGAAACCGAUUGCUUCAAAGCCAGCUAAAAUUUUCAAAAUGCGGAAUGUACCGAGAUAUUUAGGAAAUCCUGCAUCCGGAGUCAAACCAAUGUAUGGAGUGAUGAACGAAGGGUUAGGACAUAGCAAAGAAACAGAACAAAAGCUAGCUAAAGAACAAAGUCCAGUAUCAACUGUGACAGGAAGUCAUCGAAAAAAUUGUGUAUCCAAUAUCUCUGUAAUUAAAACGGACCCAAAAACUAUUUCACCAGUUGCUUCAACAACAAAAAGUCCAAUUGUUUCACCAUCUUCGUAUUCUCCGAGUACUAGGAGCUACCAAAAUACACCUUUUCCAAGAGACAUCUGUCAUAGCACGAACUCCUCAUUAUCACCAAGGAAUUCUCCAGUAAAUAUAAUCUCAACAAAUCCUUUUAUUCCAUCACCAACACCAAACACAAAUCCACGAUUGAUUUACUCGCAUUAUCCACCACCAUUUUCUGAAUCAACAAAAUUCACGAAUCCGUUGAUUCAUUCCCCAGUAGGAACGGCAUCUCCAAGUGCUUUUCACAGCAGUUUGCCACCUUCAAUUAAUAAAUUGUAUCAACGAACAAGUUACAUGUCUUCAUCAUCGAGUAGUUAUGGACAAAAUACAGCUUCUCAAGCGCCAACAGUUCAACGCUCACCUUCUCAUUCAGCCCCGCCAAAAUCGCCGAAAACAGCAGGUUCGUCGUCAAGUUCUAAUUUCAAUCUAAUUAAAACUGAGACACAAACUAAUAUAGAUUCUACAGGAAACGCUAAUAAAGUCAAUCAGCUCGUAGAUAGUCAGAAAUCUAAAAAUGUGCCUGCUGGGGUUGCGUCCGAUCUUUCGAAAACUUCUUCACCUAGCAGUAAGGUAGUAUCAUCUUGUAUCAACAAUAAUCCAGCAAAGUCAUCAGACGAAUACUCAAACAAUGCAAGUAACAUGAGAACUUCUUGUAGCAAGAUAAUCAAUGCUUGCGAAGACUCGAAAGAAGAGCCUGAAAAUAAAGACGAAGAAAUUUCUUCUAAAAUGCAAUCAAAUGAAAAGACUGAAAACAAAGAAGUCAAAGAUAGCUUGAACAAUAUUCCGACGUUUAAUGAAAAUGAACUAUCUAAUAACAAAAAAACUUUAGUGAAUCAAGUGCAUAUUAUCGAAUCUCGAAGUAAAAUUAUUGAAGAAUUGAAUAUAAAUACUUCUGAAACGACUUCAUCUAAUUUGAGUAACCAUACAGAAACAGUAAAUUUGCAGACGGAUGAAUCUCCUGGAUUAUCUGUAACAGAAAAAACAAAUGAAAUUGUUAAGGAUAAAGAAAGUGACAGCACAGAUCAUUCGUUGACGAAUGAUUUAAAAUGCGAUAGCUUGGCAAAAACUUCUGAACAAAUUCAAAGCAAAAAUCCACAAACUAAGAUCCAGGAAAACCAAGCAUAAUCCAAAUUUGUGAAAGCCGAUCUCGAUUUAUCAGCCAGUCAAUUUCAAUAUAGUCUGAGAAAGAUGGAAAAUAGAGUAAAUUUGAAAAUAACGGAAUUAUGAUGAUAAUUUUGUUCGAACAAAAAAAAAAAAAUUUAA
This is a messenger RNA of Aphidius gifuensis, 5047 nucleotides long. Its product is annotated as probable serine/threonine-protein kinase DDB_G0282963. NCBI's taxonomy places the organism in Eukaryota, Metazoa, Arthropoda, Insecta, Hymenoptera, Braconidae. Gene Ontology annotation, cellular component: PRC1 complex. Gene Ontology annotation, molecular function: promoter-specific chromatin binding. The transcript has 3 exons. Bases 785 to 4909 code for a protein of 1374 amino acids. Gene Ontology annotation, biological process: negative regulation of transcription by RNA polymerase II. The record is from RefSeq and is a predicted model, not a curated record.